Molecule: messenger RNA, 1689 nt
Organism: Mus caroli (Ryukyu mouse)
Lineage: Eukaryota; Metazoa; Chordata; Mammalia; Rodentia; Muridae
Source: RefSeq, a predicted model, not a curated record
AUGAAGCCCAGAUAUGAAUAUGAAACAACAAUUUCACCUACAAGCAACUUGUCAUCAAACAGCUUCUUGUGUAUGGAAAACAGAUCCCUUACCUUAAAGCCAACACAAGACACAACAGAGUGUGGAAGAGAAAUUAAAUCACUAAUGUGGAUAUAUGUACUAGUAGGAAAUAUUAUACGUGGAAUGGGUGAAACUGCCAUCAUGCCCUUGGGUAUUUCUUACAUAGAAGAUUUUGCUAAAUCUGAAAACUCUCCUUUAUACAUUGGGAUUUUACAAAUAGGAAUAACCAUUAGCUACUGGAUUGGAUAUUCCUUGGGAUCUUUCUGUGCUAACAUUUAUGUAGACACUGACUCUGUGAAUACAGAUGACCUGACCAUAACUCCCGAAGAUACACGCUGGGUCGGUGCUUGGUGGAUUGGCUUUUUGAUCUGUGCAGGAGUGAAUAUCCUGACCAGCAUCCCCUUUUUCUUCUUUCCAAAAACACUCCCAAAGGAAGGAUUACAGGAAAAUGGGGAUGGAACUGAAAAUGCCAAAGAGGAGAAGCACAGAGAAAAAGCCAAGAAGGAAAACCAAAGAAUCAUUAAAGAUUUCUUUCCAUUAAUGAAGAGCCUCUCCUGCAAUCCAGUUUAUAUGCUUUAUCUCCUUAUAAGUGUGCUCCAGUUCAAUACAUUUGUCAGUAUGAUAUCUUAUGUUCCUAAGUACCUGGAACAGCAAUAUGGAAAAUCAUCUGCAGAUGUACUUUUCAUCAUGGGUAUUUAUAUGUUACCUCCAAUAUGCCUUGGAUAUUUACUUGGUGGUUUGAUUAUGAAGAAGUUCAAGAUUACUGCCAAAGAAGCUGCAUACAUAGCAUUCUGGCUAUCCCUGUCUGAGUACCUUCUAACUUUGUCUAACUAUAUGACAAACUGUGACAAUUUCCAAGUUGCUGGCUUAACUUCCUCUUAUGAAGGAGUUCAGCACCCUCUACAUGUGCAGAAUGAGGUCCUUGCUGACUGCAACACGAGGUGUAGCUGCUUAACGAACACAUGGGAUCCAGUGUGUGGAGACAAUGGCCUAGCAUACAUGUCAGCCUGCCUCGCGGGCUGUGAGAAGUCUGUUGGGAAUGGAAUCAACAUGGUGUUUCAGAAUUGCAGCUGCAUUCGGCCAUCAGGAAACUCAUCUGCAGUCCUCGGGCUGUGUAAGAAAGGCCCCGACUGUGACAACAUGCUGAAGUACUUUAUAAUCAUAUUUUCAAUCAAAAUGUUCAUCUUCUCAUUAUCAUCUAUACCUGGGUACAUGGUUCUUCUGAGGUGUAUGAAGUCUGAAGAGAAGUCACUUGGAGUUGGAUUACAUACAUUUUGCAUAAAAAUAUUCGCUAGCAUUCCAGCACCUAUUUACUUUGGAGCUUUGAUAGACAGAGCCUGUUUACACUGGGGAACUCUGAAAUGUGGUGUGAAAGCCGCAUGCAGGAUAUAUGAUAUAAAUAGUUUCAGGUACCUUUUCUUUGGGCUGCCUGCUACACUAACAGGAUCGAGCUAUCUCCCUGCAUUCUUCCUUCUAAGACUUAUGAGGAAAUUCCAGUUACCUGAGGACACUGGCUCUUCAGAAACUGAACUUGCAGAGAUGAAGCUCAUAGAGAAGGAAGACAAUUGCACAGAUGUGCACAGAAGUCCUAAGGUCGAGAGUGAUGGAGAACUGAAAGCUAAGCUGUAA